Molecule: messenger RNA, 519 nt
Organism: Anopheles gambiae (African malaria mosquito)
Lineage: Eukaryota; Metazoa; Arthropoda; Insecta; Diptera; Culicidae
Product: heterogeneous nuclear ribonucleoprotein A0
Exons: 2
Coding region: 1-519 (172 amino acids)
Source: RefSeq, a predicted model, not a curated record
AUGAAGCUCCUUUGUGCCGGGCUAGUGUUGAUUGUGGCGGUGCUUCAUGUUGGCCACACGCUUACACCGAUCGAUUCGCCGGUCGAUAUGCUGGCGGAAGAGAGUCAGCUUCACAACGAUCAAACCGUGGCGGAAGUCAACGACGAGACUGUGCGGGAAAAGCGAGGACUGAAAUAUCAGUAUCACUACAAGGAAAAGAGCUUCGGUGGAGGAUUGCUGCCGUUCAAGCAUACGGUCGAGAGGAAGGUCCACAUCAAGCACGGACACCAUGGGCUGCUCGGUGGACACUACCGCGAGGUGACCAAGAUUGGAUUUGGAGUUGGAUUGAUAGGUCCGUACAGCGGAUACGGUGGAUUAGGAUACGGAGGAUACGGUGGUUACGGCGGAGGAUAUGGGCAUGGCUACGGUGGAUAUGGUGGAUAUGGUGGAUACGGUGGCUACGGUGGUUACGGGCAUGGUUAUGGAUACUACCGACGAAGACGUCCAUUCUUCGCUCCGCCUGCUAUAUUGGUUGGAUAA